AUGACUGCCACCUUCCAUACGAUAUGCCUACAGGUUCCUUUUUAUGUGGGCGCGUUUAAUGGUGAAAAUCUUCCAGUACUUCAAAAAACACUAUUAGGAUGGAUUGUAUCUGGCAAGUACAAGGGUCAGCCAUUUGCAUCACCAGCAGCAAAAUGCCUAUUAUCAGUUGAAGAUACAGUCUCCGAUCAAUUAGAAAUGAUGUGGAAGAUAGAGGAAGUGCAAUCGGCUUCAAAAUCAUGGUCACCAGCACAUGUUGCGUGUGAGUCAUUAUAUCGUGAAACGGUUCACCAAAAUGCGAUGGGAAGAAUUGUCGUUCGGUUACCAUUCAAAGAUUCACCAGAUUGUCUUGGUUUGACACACAAUAUCGCCUUGCGCCGUUUUUAUUCUGUAGAACGGCGAUUGUCAUCUAAUCGUGCACUGAAGCAAGACUAUCAAGAAUUCAUGAAACAAUAUCGAGAGCUCGGACACAUGACGCGUGUUGAGACUCCGAAAACCAACGAACCUCAUUAUUAUAUCCCUCAUCAUUGUGUUUUAAAACCGUCGAGCACUUCGACCAAGCUGAGGGUGGUUUUUGAUGCGUCAUGUUCAACAACUUCGCAACGUUCAUUAAAUGAUAUUCUACUGGUCGGCCCGACAAUUCAGCCGGAGUUAUACUUGUUGCUACUUCAAUUUCGUUUGCACCGAUAUGCCUUGACGGCUGACAUUGUUAAGAUGUACCGACAGGUACUGAUAGAUGAACCAGAUCGAAAAUUCCAAUAUAUUUUUUGGCGAGAUACGGAGUCCGAUCCUGUUAGUACUUACGAGUUGAAUACAGUCACUUAUGGUACUGCAUCAGCACCUUUCCUAGCAACCAGGAGUUUGCAGUAUUUGGCGGACAAAUUUGAAACACAAUACCCAAUAGGCGCUGCACUCAUUAAAUCAGCGUUCUUUGUCGACGACUUCUUAGGUGGAGCAGAUUCCAUUGAUCAACUCACCAAUAUCAGACAUCAGUUAACGGCCAUUCUACAGAAGGGUUGCUUCGAUCUUGACAAAUGGCAUUCAAACCAUCAUGACUUCAUCAGCGAUACUACAACAAAGAGUUUGAAUCUUGAUACAGAUACAGUCACCAGCGCUCUAGGCCUCAAGUGGCACCAAAUGCAAGAUGUUUUCCUAUUUUCGUUCAAUGCACAACCAGGUCAUAUUGUAACAAAACGCACCAUCUUAUCCCUUGCGUCUUCAUUAUUCGACCCGCUUGGAUUACUAGCACCGAUCAUACUCGUAGCCAAAAUUAUGAUGCAAGAAUUGUGGCUUUUGCGUGUGGACUGGGACGAGUCAAUCCCUCAAAAUCUUCACUCAGCUUGGAAAACAUUUAUUCAAGAUCUUACAACGCUUUCAUCGGUUAAGGUGCCGAGAUACUGCCUAUCCAUAAACUAUCAACAGGUUGAUGUACACGGUUUCUGUGACGCUUCAAUACGCGCAUAUGGUUGCUGUAUAUUUCUCCGAUCACAAAACACAUCAGGUAAGGUGACGGUCAGGCUAUUCACUGCAAAAUCCCGUGUGGCACCUAUAAAGCGGAAGUCGCUACCUAAACUAGAACUCUGUGGUGCCUUACUUCUUGCCAAACUGUAUCAGAAGGUCCAACCAAUAUUUGCGCAAUUUAAGGGUGAAACGUUUUUUUGGACUGAUUCACAGAUUGUAUUACAUUGGUUGAAGCAGCACUCAUCAACCCUGUCUGCAUUCGUUGGCAAUCGAGUAGCGGAAAUUCAAGAUAUUACCGCAAAUGGGCAAUGGAGACACGUUCCUACCCAAUCCAACCCGGCAGAUGUUGUGUCGCGCGGCUGUAACAUCCGCCAAUUAUCAGAGUCUUGUUGGUUUACGGGGCCGGAAUUUUUGUUACUCGCUGAUAAAUACUGGCCGCAUUUGAAAUGUCACAACCUGGAUAUGGAAGAAGUCAAUAAAGAGACGCGAAAGGUUGUAUUCGUUAACACAAAUGAAGACAACUACGUAUUACAGGUAUUGUCAAGAUAUAGUUCAUACACUAAGAUGCUACGAGUAAUAGCGCAGGUACAGCGUUUUUAUCAUGUAACCAAGAAUAAAUUGAAGAACGGAGAAUGUACCCUCCAACCUAUUCAGCUACAAAAGGCAUUGCACUGUAUUAUUUGGGUCAUCCAACAGCAAUUCUUCGAAAUUGAUAUACAACGCCUACAACGAGGGAACCCAGCCAAAGGUACAUUAAAGCAUCUAAAUCCCUUCCUGGACAAUGUAUUCGGUUAUCAAUUACUAAAGGUGGGAGGUCGCCUCGAGCUGAGUGACAUCUCAGUAGGCCAACGUCACCCUAUUUUGUUGCCGAAGGGCUGUUAUUUUGUGGAACUUUAUGUUCGGCAUAUACACUUGUGCAACUAUCAUGCAGGCGCAAAAGCACUAAUUGCCCUUACUCGACUAAACUUCUGGAUAAUUAAUAUUCGAGAAAUUGCACGCCGAGUCGUGCACUCGUGUAUUCACUGCGUGCGUUAUAAACCCAAACUACUUAAUCAAAUGAUGGGUAAUCUCCCAAUCGAACGCCUCACUCCAAGCCGUCCAUUCGCGCGUACUGCGGUAGAUUUUUGCGGUCCGAUAUUAACGUAUCUCCGAAUUCGGGGACGGGUUCCAUAUAAGACCUAUAUAGCCGUGUUCGUUUGUUUGUCUACAAAGGCAGCUCAUCUAGAAGCCGUGUCAGACUUAUCUACGGAGGCAUUUAUUGCAGCACUGAAAAGGUUAAUCGGUAGACGAGGGUUACCAUCAGACAUCUAUUGCGAUAACGCCACAAACUUCGUUGGGGCUAACAACAAACUAGUAGAGUUAAAAAGGAUGUUUUUCGAGAAGUCUAAUCAAGUGAUGCUGCAGACCUUUUGCAGCAACCAAUUCAUAAAUUUCAAUUUUAUACCGCCCCGAGCACCUCACUUUGGAGGUCUAUGGGAAGCGGCUGUAAAAAGCGCGAAAGGCCAUCUGUAUCGAACACUAUCAAAUACUCGAUUCACCUUUGAGGAGCUUGGAACAGCACUGAUUGAAAUCGAAGCCAUCUUAAAUUCGCGACCAAUCACACCUCACUCUUGUGACCCGAGCGAUUACGAAGCGCUAACGCCGGCACAUUUUCUUAUCGGUGGGCCGCUCAAAACUUUAUCUGAACCAAGUCCUCAGUAUGAAGCUGCUUCAUUAAUUGAUAAAUGGUCUCGUAUAACCGCGGUCAAACAUCACUUCUGGCGCAGAUGGUCUAGAGACUAUCUGAAUGAGCUGCAGAUACGCACCAAAUGGACAGAAGAACAAUCUAACAUCACCGAGGGGGCUCUGGUUCUAAUCCAUGAAGACAAUAUGCCUCCACUACGCUGGUUGAUGGGCCGAAUCGUGCAUUGCAUCAGGGGUCCAGAUAAUUUGGUUCGUGUUGUUGAUGUGCAAACCCCAAAAGGAGUAAUACGGCGUCCAAUCCACAAACUCGCACUAUUACCAAUUGAAAAUCCUUUCAAGGGGGGCGGGAUGCGUUCUUCUCAACCGAACUUUAAAUAA
Teleopsis dalmanni is the source of this 3519-nucleotide messenger RNA. RefSeq lists its product as uncharacterized. The transcript is spliced from 3 exons. Gene Ontology annotation, biological process: DNA integration. NCBI's taxonomy places the organism in Eukaryota, Metazoa, Arthropoda, Insecta, Diptera, Diopsidae. Bases 1 to 3519 code for a protein of 1172 amino acids. The record is from RefSeq and is a predicted model, not a curated record. Gene Ontology annotation, molecular function: nucleic acid binding.